AAUGAAAUCAAUGAAGUUCCUUUCUUUGAUGUCCAACUGCCUUAUGAGCUGGCACUGAAGAUAUUUCAGUACCUGGGCAAGGCUGAAUUGGGGAGAUGUGCUCAGGUCAGCAAGACAUGGAAAAUACUGGCAGAGGACGAAGUGUUGUGGUACCGGUUGUGCCAAGAGGAAGGAUACCUGUUGGAUAUGAGCAUCUCUGAACAUUCCUGUUGGAAACUUGCCCUCAAGAACUGCCAGGCCAGAGAGCGCACGUUGAAACACAACUGGAAGAACCGCAUUGGAGCUGUGAGCCAGCUGCGCUACGAGCUGGGGAAGAUCCUCUGUGACGUCGAUUCCUGCGAUGGAGUUGUUAUUGCUGGAUAUACAUCAGGAGAAGUGAGGUUGUGGGACACUCGCACCUGGGACUACACAGCCCCCAUCCUGGAACCAGUGCAUGGUCCUGGUGAUGCUGGACCUCCGCCACAUGUCUCCUUUGUGAGGAUAAACAGCUCUCUGGCUGUAGCAGCCUAUGAGGACGGAACCAUUAGCGUUUGGAACCUGAUGUUUGGGCGGGAGCCAAUCCAUCAUUACCAGCACAACCAGAGGACACAAGCUCUAGCUCUCGUUUCGGGGGGCACAGCCGUGGCCACGGCAUCUGGCUUUGAGGUCAAAGUGGAAAGCCCUGAUGACAGAGGAUUCUGGCAAACUACAGGAACAUUUGAAAUCCAGAAAUUGGUCAACUUCCUUAAUCUGGUUCCAGAUGUUACGGGGAGUCCAGUGGCAAUAGCAGCUGCAGAAGACAUUGUCUAUCUCCUGAAAGCAGAAGAUCCUGUCAAAGUUCUUCAUUCUGUCUAUGGUCAGCCUGUCACCUGUCUGGAUGUGUCUGCUAAAGAAGCAGCCUUUGGAGUCAAAACCUUUGGCUGGCUAUUGAAUGAGCCCAACCAGAUUCUUCUUUACAAUCUGGAAACAAAUCAGUGUCUAACGAAGGUGGGCAACUCCAUAGGUGACUUCACAUGUGUCAACCUCCACAACAGUCCUCCCAACAUGCUUGUUGCAGGCAAUAAAGACAGAAGGGUGAGGGUGUUCGACCUCCGCAGGAGUGAGUCUCUGUGCUCCCUCUAUGCCCACCAGUUAGGAGUGUCUGCAGUGCAGAUGGAUGACUGGAAGAUUGUCAGUGGAGGAGAAGAGGGCUUGGUCUGUGUGUGGGACCAGCGGAUGGGCACCAAGCUCUGGGAGAUGCACGCCAGACAUCCAGUCCGCCACGUGUGGUUUAAUUCCCACAGCCUCAUCACUGCAAACAUCCCUGAGGAGAAGAACCCUCGAGGCAGCAGCAUCACCGACGAUGACCUCACCGUGCACCGCAAGUACCGAGGAAUCAUUUACUGCUAUGAGUUCUCAGUGGACCAGCUGGCUGUGGAGAGUGUUCUCCCCAUCUGCCGCUCCUCCUAUGACGAAGUGACCGGAUACAACUACAAUAUUGGCCUUGCAGUCCCCUACGAUAACAUUUAG
Acanthisitta chloris (rifleman) is the source of this 1488-nucleotide messenger RNA. RefSeq names its product F-box and WD repeat domain containing 8 (gene FBXW8). The annotation marks the transcript as partial. The transcript has 10 exons. Gene Ontology annotation, molecular function: protein binding. The record is from RefSeq and is a predicted model, not a curated record. NCBI's taxonomy places the organism in Eukaryota, Metazoa, Chordata, Aves, Passeriformes, Acanthisittidae. Gene Ontology annotation, cellular component: Cul7-RING ubiquitin ligase complex; centriole; ciliary basal body. Gene Ontology annotation, biological process: protein ubiquitination; cilium assembly.